GGACUUUUUCCUUUUCUCUUUUUAAGCGUUCGCUUCAGUUAUUUUGAUCCACUACUACGUUUUAGCACCUUCACUCUAUUCCUCGUAGAGCUAGUAGCAACUGGAAAAGCAAUAGAUAAAGUAAUGUGUGGUAUUUCUGCUCUACUUCUUGCCGACCCGCACCAGGCGGCGGUCACCGAGCUGCAUGAGAGUCUGGGUCUCUUGCAGCAUCGCGGUCAGGAUGCAGCGGGCAUCGUUACGUGCGGACACAAGGGCCGGCUGUACCAGUGCAAGGGCAAUGGCAUGGUGCGCGACGUGUUUACGCCGCAGCGCCUCAUGGCGCUCAGCGGAUACAUGGGUGUAGCGCAUGUGCGGUACCCAACGGCCGGGACUCCGGCGGACUCGGAGGCGCAGCCGUUCUACGUGAACAGCCCGUACGGCAUUGUGGUCGGGCACAACGGCAACCUGACGAACCACAGCGAGCUGCGGCACUACCUCGACUACGACGCGCACCGGCACAUCAACACGGACUCGGACAGCGAGCUGCUGCUCAACAUCUUCGCCAACAACCUGCAGCGCACGGGCAAGUUCCGCAUCAACGAGCAGGACAUCUUCACGGCGAUCCAGGGUCUGUACAAGGAAUGCCGCGGAGCGUAUGCGGUGACGGCGAUGCUGGCGGGAUUCGGCAUCAUUGGGUUCCGCGAUCCGCACGGAAUCCGGCCGCUGGUGUUUGGGCGGCGCAAGUCGUCGUCGGGCAAGGGGUACGACUACAUGUUUGCGUCGGAGAGUGUGGUGCUCGACGCGCUGGACUUUACCGACGUCGAGGACGUGCAGCCUGGCGAAGUCAUCAUCGUGUCCAAGUUUGCAGUGACGCGGCGCCGGCUGGUAGUGGAGGAGGUCAUCGCCCCGUGCAUCUUCGAGUAUGUGUACUUUGCGCGUCCCGACUCGACCAUCGACAGCAUCCCCGUCUACAACGCGCGGCUGGACAUGGGCGUCAAGCUGGCGCACAAGAUCCGCGCCGAGAUGGGCGAUACCAUGGACAUCGACGUGGUGAUCCCAGUGCCAGACACGAGCCGAGCCGCAGCGCUGCAGCUCUCGCACGAGCUGGGUCUGCCGUACCGCGAGGGCUUCAACAAGAACCGGUACGUGGGACGCACGUUCAUCAUGCCUGGACAGGAGAUGCGGCGCAAGAACGUGCGGCGCAAGCUCAACGCGAUGGCCACUGAGUUCAAGGACCUCAACGUGCUGCUGGUCGACGACUCAAUUGUGCGCGGCACCACGUCGCAGGAGAUCAUCCAGAUGGCGCGCGAUGUGGGCGCGCGCAAGGUGUACUUUGCGUCGGCUGCACCCGCCAUCCGCCACCCGAACGUCUACGGCAUUGACAUGCCGUCGAUGAAGGAGCUGGUGGCUGCCGACCGCGACGAUUCGGAGGUUGCGUCCGUGCUGGGCGCUGAUCGCGUGUUCUUCCAGGACCUGGAUGAUCUGGUUGCGUCAUGCCGCCAGUUCAACCCGCGGAUCAAGAACUUUGACACGUCGGUGUUUGAUGGCAAGUAUGUCACCAACGACGUCACCAAGGAGUAUCUGGACAACCUCGAGCAGCAGCGCUCGGACGAUGCCAAGGCGAAGGGCGCUGCUGACGCCGAUGUCAUUGGCCUCUACAACAUCAAAUAG
Molecule: messenger RNA, 1650 nt
Organism: Linderina pennispora
Lineage: Eukaryota; Fungi; Kickxellomycota; Kickxellomycetes; Kickxellales; Kickxellaceae
Product: amidophosphoribosyltransferase
Exons: 3
Coding region: 124-1650 (508 amino acids)
Biological process (GO): purine nucleotide biosynthetic process; purine nucleobase biosynthetic process
Cellular component (GO): cytoplasm
Molecular function (GO): amidophosphoribosyltransferase activity
Source: RefSeq, a predicted model, not a curated record